Molecule: messenger RNA, 1221 nt
Organism: Schistocerca piceifrons (Central American locust)
Lineage: Eukaryota; Metazoa; Arthropoda; Insecta; Orthoptera; Acrididae
Product: E3 SUMO-protein ligase KIAA1586-like
Exons: 3
Coding region: 1-1221 (406 amino acids)
Source: RefSeq, a predicted model, not a curated record
AUGGACGAAAGUACAACGGUUUCCAAUAAAACUUGUUUAAUAAUAUAUUUGCGUUUGCCCUUUGAGGGAGUUGCUUGCAAUUACUUUUUUGACAUUGUUGAAUUAGAAAGUGGGAAAGGAGAAUGCGUUUUCAGCACACUGCUAGCAGCUCUUGAAAAGUAUGGCAUUACAAAUGAUAUACUAAAAAACCACCUUGUAGGUGGUGGUGGUGAUUCCCUAUAUUCUGCGUUUUCUCGAAGACCCAAAAAUCAGAGACUACUACAAAGUGUUUCACAAGAAUUAUCCUCGCAGCUAUUAAAACUAGGCUGUAUUUUUCGCGUAUGUUGGGUUGCUUCCUCAUUUAAUGCUGUUCGAGCUCUUCUUGAAAGUCACACUUCUCUUGUCCAUCUUUUUGAAAAACUGGGACAUGAUGGUUCCCGAUCAACUCAGGAGAGAUCUAAAGUUGAAAGUUUACUAAAACAUCUCACAAAGUGGUUGCUUGUAAUGGAAUUAGUUAUGCUUUAUGAGGCCCUAGAAGUUCUUCAAGUAUUACCAUUCAUUAUGCAGAACAGAAAUUCUUUAGUCCUUAAAGCAAAACAGGAAAUUGACGUGGCUAUAAGAACUCUUGAAACACCAAAAACAAAUGACUCACUACGAAUUAGGAUGAUAGUACAAGAGUUGGAGGCAAAGCGCACAGUCAAAGGGCUAUUAAUUAAAGAACCAUCUUACAAUAUAAAAAACCGCUUUGAGGACCUGGAUUUCUUUUCGGAUGUAGCUGCAUUAAAUUCAGAUACAUGGCCUUCAGAUGAUUAUGAACAUGUGAUUUAUGGCGACAUGUCACUUUCUCGCUUGUUUAAUAAGGUGGAUUUUAAAUUACGUGAAAGCACAUGUGUGUCACUAGUUAACGAUUUUCGAAUCUAUAAAGAAAAUCCUCAAUACAUGCCCAAUUCUGUGAAGGAACUUGUGAAAGCAGUAGAAGUUAUAACUAUAUCUACAGAUGAAUGUGAACGCGGAUUUAGUGCCAUGAAUUUAACACUGACUGAUCAGAGAAAUCACUUACAAGUUCCGACACUUUCAAAUCUACUUCUCAUUUCAAUAAAUGGACCUCCACUGCAUUGCUUCGAUGCAGAAAAAUAUGCAGCAAGGUGGAUCAAGUCUCAGCACCAUAGCGAACUUGAAAAAUCAACGGGCAAACCCUCGAAUCUUCAGGAGCAGUCUCAUUCAUCUCGUCUCUUCAACUAA